AUUUUGUUCUCUCUUUGUCGACAAGGAGUCUCUCUAUCUCUCUUGUUCGACAAGCCAUUUCUGGGUUUAGCUAAGGGCUUUUGCCGAUUAACAUCGCAAAUCAAUUCACUCAGAUUUCCAAUUCUAAGAUGAAUAUCAUCAAAUCCAACUCUCUCAACAAACUCUGCGCCGCGAGGUACCUCCGAUCGGCGAUCGAUUCACGCGGAAUCGCCACCGCUCCUCCGCGCCUUCUCAGCUCUCCGACCUCUCGCUUUUCGACCGUCCGCCACAUUCGUCAUUUGCGCGACCCCGACAUGAGGUAUGAAACCACACCGCCCAUAAAUUGGGGAGUUCGUAUUGUACCAGAGAAGAAGGCAUAUGUUAUUGAGAGAUUUGGGAAGUAUUUGAAGACUUUGCCUCCUGGAAUUCACUUGCUGGUUCCAAUGGUUGACAGAAUUGCUUAUGUGCAUUCACUAAAAGAAGAGGCAAUUCCUAUUCCUGAUCAAUCUGCUAUUACCAAGGACAAUGUCAGCAUUCUAAUUGACGGAGUCCUCUACGUCAAGAUAGUGGACCCAAAGUUGGCAUCAUAUGGGGUUGAGAAUCCAUUGUUUGCUGUGAUUCAGCUUGCGCAGACUACUAUGCGAAGUGAGCUAGGUAAGAUCACACUUGACAAGACCUUUGAGGAAAGAGAUACUCUCAACGAGAAGAUAGUGAUUUCCAUCAAUGAAGCUGCGAGAAAUUGGGGUUUACAAUGCCUUCGAUAUGAAAUAAGGGAUAUAUCUCCUCCACGAGGAGUGAAGGCUGCCAUGGAGAUGCAAGCUGAAGCAGAGCGCAAGAGGAGAGCUCAGGUUUUAGAAUCCGAAGGAGAAAAGCAGUCAAAUAUUAAUAUAGCAGAGGGAAAGAAAACCUCUGUGAUCCUUCAAUCUGAAGCUGCGAACAUGGACCAGAUAAACAGAGCUCGAGGAGAAGCAGAAGCUAUUCGUGCUCGAUCACAAGCAACUGCAGAAGGGAUUGCUGUGGUAUCAAAAGCCCUCAAGGAACAUGGUGGUUUGGAGGCAGCAAGUUUAAGAGUUGCCGAGCAAUAUAUUCAGGCCUUCGGUCAGCUUGCAAAGAAGGGGACAACUAUGUUACUACCCUCGGAUCACGGCCAACCUGCCAGCAUGAUGGCCCAAGCCUUUUCGAUAUACAAGAACAUGAUUGGUGAUCAGCUUGGCACCCGGCCAACUGAGAGUUCAGGAUCGAAAGCUGAAACAGAAGACACUAAUUCACAUUUGGAGCUUGAUGCCAAGAGUUCCCCGACACCUAACCCUGAGGGCGACAAGCGCUUGAGUGCACCUGUUUUCACACUACAAAGCACGGAGAACAAGAAUUGAAAGAGAGGGCGUCGUAGCUUCGAGGUUCCAUUCUUAACUGACUGUUUCCUUUUGAGAAAGCUAAUGAACUGAUAGCUAUUUUUUUUGCAUAAAGUAUAUUGCAAUCAUAUCAUCUUUUAACUAGGCAGCACCAAAAUUUUAGAAAAAUAAUUGGCCAAUUUUCAAUAUAUAUUAAUCUUCUCUUAGGCAUGUAAA
Salvia hispanica is the source of this 1547-nucleotide messenger RNA. Lineage: Eukaryota; Viridiplantae; Streptophyta; Magnoliopsida; Lamiales; Lamiaceae. The record is from RefSeq and is a predicted model, not a curated record.